Molecule: messenger RNA, 3015 nt
Organism: Lolium rigidum
Lineage: Eukaryota; Viridiplantae; Streptophyta; Magnoliopsida; Poales; Poaceae
Product: receptor-like protein kinase 5
Exons: 3
Coding region: 74-2761 (895 amino acids)
Biological process (GO): protein phosphorylation
Cellular component (GO): plasma membrane
Molecular function (GO): protein binding; ATP binding; protein kinase activity
Source: RefSeq, a predicted model, not a curated record
CCAAACUGAACGCGCGCACGCCUCCUCACUCUCCCGUUCCCGCGCCGGCGGCCGGAAUUUCUCAGUUCUCACCAUGGCAAUGCCAGGCCAUGCUUACCUCCUGCUCUGCCUCGUCCUCCCAUUCUGCCUUCCGCGCCACGCCGCGGCGCAGCAGGUCGACGAGCAGCAGGUCCUGCUCCGGAUCAAGGCCGCGUGGGGUUCCCCGCCGGCGCUCGCGUCAUGGUCCUCCAACGCCUCCUCGCACUGCACCGGCUGGGCCUUCGUCUCCUGCGACGGCGCGGGCCGGGUGAGCUCCCUCUCCCUCCCGAACGUCGCCGUCUCCGGCCCCGUCCCCGACGCGAUCGGCGAGCUGACGAGCCUCGCCACGCUCAACCUCCAAAACACCACCGUCAGCGGCGGCUUCCCGUCCUUCCUCUACAACCUCACCGCCCUCACCUACCUCGACCUCUCAUCGAACAACCUCGCGGGCGACCUCCCCGCCGACAUCGGCCGCCUGGGCAAGAACCUCACGCACCUCGCCCUCGACAACAACUUCUUCACCGGCGCGGUGCCGCCCACGCUCUCGCAACUCAAGAACCUGACGCACCUCGCCCUCAACAGCAAUCAGCUCACCGGCACCGUCCCCACGGAGCUCGGCGAGCUGACGGGGCUCCAGACGCUCAAGCUCGAGCUGAAUAACUUCAGUCCGGGCAAGCUGCCCGGCUCGUUCAAGAACCUGACGAAGCUGGCCACCGUCUGGCUCGCCAGCUCCGCCCUCACCGGCGAGUUCCCUGCCUACGUCACGGGGAUGUCCGAGCUGGUCUGGCUCGACCUGUCCAACAACUCCUUCACCGGGAGCAUCCCCCCGGCCAUCUGGAACCUCCCCAAGCUUCAGACGCUGUACCUGUACUCCAACUACCUCGCCGGCGACCUCGUCAUCGACGGCGCGAUCGGGGCGGCGGGGCUGGAACAGAUCGACGUGUCCUUCAACGACCUCACCGGAGCCAUCCCGGAAGAGUUCGGUAAUCUCACGAAGCUGGUGCAUCUGAACUUGAACACCAACAGCUUCUCCGGCGAGAUACCGGCCAGCCUCGCGCGGCUGCCGUCGCUGGUGUUCCUGUGGCUGUUCGCCAACAAGCUCACCGGACCCCUCCCGGCGGAGCUCGGCAUGCACUCGCCGGUGCUAAGGGACAUCCAGGUCGACGACAACGACCUCUCCGGCCCGAUACCGGCGGGCGUCUGCCAGAACCGCGGGCUGUGGAUCAUCUCCGCCUCCAACAACAGCCUCAACGGCUCCAUCCCGGCGAGCCUUGCUACUUGCCCCGCGCUCAUAAGCCUGCAGCUCCAGCACAACCAGCUCUCUGGUGAGGUGCCGGCCGCGCUGUGGACGGAGACCAAGCUCAUGACUCUGCUUUUGCAGAACAAUGGUGGGCUCACCGGGACCCUGCCCCAGACACUGUUCUGGAACUUGACGAAGCUGUACAUCUCCAACAACAGGUUCAGCGGGGCUCUCCCAGCGGCAGGAGCCCGGCUGCAGAGGUCAUCGGACAAGGUAUCGCCGGGUCUCCGCGCGGGCCUUCUCGCAGCCGGCGCCGCGCUCCUCGUCGCGAUCGUCGCACUCGCCUUCUUCGUCAUCCGCGACGCCAAGAGACGGAAGCGGCUCGCGCCGGCCGUGGAGGCUUGGAAGCUGACCGCUUUCCAGGCGCUGGACUUCGGGGAGACCGCCGUGCUGCGCGGGCUCGCCGACGAUAACCUGAUCGGCAAGGGCGGGUCUGGGCGCGUGUACGGCGUGGAGUGCCCCAGCCGCACCGGCGGCGGCACCGCCACCAUGGUAGCCGUGAAGCGCAUAUGGACUGGCGGGAAGGUGGAGAAGAAUCUGGAGCGUGAGUUCGACUCGGAGGUGAACGUCCUUGGUCACGUCCGGCACACCAACAUCGUGAAGCUCCUCUGCUGCCUCUCCCGCGCCGAGACCAAGCUCCUCGUCUACGAGUACAUGGGCAACGGUAGCCUGGACCGGUGGCUCCACGGCCACAGGUGGGCGGCCGGGAGCGCGGGGGCUGUGGCGAAGGCCCCGUCGUCUGCCCGGCGAGCGCCGCUCGACUGGCCGGCGAGGGUGAGGGUGGCCGUGGGCGCGGCGCGGGGGCUGAGCUACAUGCACCACGAGUGCUCCCCGCCGGUGGUGCACCGGGACGUCAAGUGCAGCAACAUCCUGCUCGACGCGGAGCUCAACGCCAAGGUCGCCGACUUCGGGCUCGCCAGGAUGCUCGUCCAGGCCGCUGCUGGCACGACGACUGACACCAUGUCCGCCGUCGCCGGAACCUUCGGUUACAUGGCUCCUGAGUGUGCGUACACAAGGAAGGCGAACGAGAAGGUGGACGUGUACAGCUUCGGGGUGGUGCUGCUGGAGCUGGCCACCGGCAGGGAGGCCGGCAACGGCGGCGAGCAUACCUCGCUCGCGGAAUGGGCGUGGCGGCACCUGCAGUCGGGGAAACCCAUCGCCGAUGCGGCGGACAGCUCCAUCGGGGACGCCGGGCGCAGCAACGACUUUGAGGUCGUGUUCAAGCUCGGUGUCAUAUGCACCGGCGCUCAGCCGUCGACGCGGCCAACCAUGAAGGAUGUGCUGCAGAUACUGCUCCGGUGUGAGCAGGCCCACCGGAAAACGGUCGACGAGAAGACGGUUUCUUCAGAGUACGACGCUGCUCCGCUGCUGCCGGUGCGAGGGGGCAGUCGCCGGAAAAAGGUUUCCGACGACGACAGCAAGGGCAGCUUCGACAUCGUCUGACGAAAUACGGUAGUGGUCUCAGAAAGUCAGAAUACAUUAGUAGCAAUAAGGUACAGUAGCAAGAGUUGUGCAGUGCAGUUUCUUCGGGAGAGCAGAGCAGAUAAAAUGGUGGAAUUGACACUGUGAGCCAUCAUUCAGGUGUAUAGGCAACUAAGUUUGAUCAGAUAGUAUCAUUUUGAAAACAAGAUUGUGCAUUCAGACAUAUAUAUAGUGGACAAAUGAGGUAAACACAUCUAAAAGAUGGUUAAAUUGGA